AUGCAAGUAUUCUUGUUAAGUCUAUUUUCAACAGGGUUUUGUUUGAUUUUGUCUAUUUUUUUUGUUUCAUUUUAUUGGAAACAUAGAAUUUUGAAAAAGAUUGGAAUUUUGGGUGUUCAAGGUUCUGGAAAAACUGCUUUUUUUACAAAAUUAUGUUAUGGCUCUAAACAAAAGUCUUAUAUGUCGAUUUGUCCCAAUGAAUCUGUAUCUUGCUUUUUUCCUGGAAAAAAAGUAAUUUUGAUUGAUUUUCCUGGUCAUUCUAAAUUUUAUCAUAUGUUUCGUGAAACUGAUCAUCUUCAAUCUGUUAUUUUUAUGGUUGAUUCUUCAAUAAUUAUAAAGAAUGCACACCAUGUUGCUCAACAGCUUUAUUUACUUUUAAAAGAUCUGCGUGUUAAGAAAAUUAGAUCACUUUUGAUUGCUGCAAAUAAAGAUGAUUUAUUUACAUCUUUAUCAGCAUCAAAGAUAUCAUCUAUUCUUGAGGAAAAUCUUGAAGAAAUUUCAUUUUCUCGUUCAAAAAGUAUUGCUGAAAUGGAUGAGAAAGAUGAUGAUGAUGAUUGGUUGAUGAAUGCAGAGGGGAAGGUUCAAUUGAAUGAUAUACGGGGGCUCAAUAUUGUUGUUUUAAGCGGAAGCGUCGAAAAUGAUCGUUUUUCUAGUUGGACUGAGUGGAUGCUUCGUUCUAUAUCUUAA
This is a messenger RNA of Pneumocystis jirovecii RU7, 687 nucleotides long. Its product is annotated as Signal recognition particle receptor subunit beta. NCBI's taxonomy places the organism in Eukaryota, Fungi, Ascomycota, Pneumocystomycetes, Pneumocystales, Pneumocystaceae. The record is from RefSeq and is a predicted model, not a curated record. The transcript is spliced from 2 exons. The coding region runs from base 1 to 687 and encodes 228 amino acids.